Molecule: messenger RNA, 906 nt
Organism: Mercenaria mercenaria
Lineage: Eukaryota; Metazoa; Mollusca; Bivalvia; Venerida; Veneridae
Exons: 7
Coding region: 1-906 (301 amino acids)
Cellular component (GO): plasma membrane
Source: RefSeq, a predicted model, not a curated record
AUGGCGGCAUAUUAUCCUGACGGCUAUAAAGGUUGCUACGUAGACAAAGAAGACAGAAUACUAGAAGUGAAACUUCCAGAUUCACAAACUAACAGUGGUAACAACUGUAAAUACAGGUGUACGGUGUUUGAAUACCAAUAUGCUGGUACCGAGUUUGCGACGGAAUGUUUCUGUGGAAAUAAACAUAAGGACUAUGAGAAAACACCCGAUUCAGAAUGCAAUAUGACAUGUUCAGGCAAUGUAAAUGAGGAGGGGAAUGAAAUCACUACAGAGCAACAGCUGACAAAUCAAACGACACAACCGACUAGUGCAGGAAAUAGAACGUUCAAUGUAAAAAGUCUUCAAGACCCUGUGGGCUAUAUAGGCUGCUACAAGGAUGACAAAAUGAGUAAUUGGUUAUCUUAUCAAAGAGUUUUACAUACAAAGCUGGAGUAUCCGGAUUUGAACUGUGCUGCUAAAUGUAAAGAGGAAUGUAAGAAAAUGGGAUUCAGAUAUGCUGGCACAGAGAGUGGCGAAGAAUGUUUUUGUGGGAAUGAAAUUAAUCAGAACCCUGACAAAGUCCCUGACACAGAAUGUAACGUCCCAUGCCCUGGACAAAAAGACGAAAAUUGUGGCGGGUACUGGCUUAUAUCCAUAUACGAUACGUCUAAAACAAUGAAAGAUCGAAGUGGGCCCACUACAGUGACAGGAGACGAUUUUGAUCAAGCUACGUCGCGUUUUCCACUUUCACCUGCCGUAACAGUUUCACCAACCCAAGCUGAAGGAACGCAAGGCCUAACGACGCCAACAACAGCUACUGAUGAAAUACCAACAGAAGCUUCUGAUCCAGUAAAAACUGAACUCUACGCCAUCGACGCUUGCAAUACAUAUCAUUUGUCUGAAAGUUACCUGGUGGAGGAAGAAUAA